CGAAUUGUCCAGUAUAUGUACAGUCUAUGGUCUGAAUGUACUAUUUGUGAAACGGUAGUUUAGGGUCAUUCCGUCGUGUUUCCACGGCAAAGCUAAACGUUUAGCUCCGUGCUGUAACUCCGUAUUUUAUCGCCGUGCCUCCAGCUACCACGUUAGCUGGCUGGUUUACAUUUAAACUACUGGACUGUGACCGACACAUGGGACAUAAAAGACGGAAAGCCGUUACUAGGAAGUGAAGGACCCACAAUUAGCAUGACCACAAACCAAUCUUGACAGCUGUCACCACAGGGGGGACCAGCAUGAUGGAGACACCAGACAGCUUGAAACUGUCCCUCAAAGUGGGGGACAACUCUCCACCCCCCUCCACCAUGUCCAUAGACAAACUCCUACCAGCUCUCCUGGAGUGUUUUGGGAUUAUUUUGUGUGGCUACAUCGCAGGAAGGACCAACAUCAUCACCCCCACUCAAGCCAAAGGGUUGGGGAAUUUUGUGUCCAAAUUUGCUCUGCCAGCACUUCUCUUUAAGAACAUGGUGUUGCUGGACUUUGGUGAUGUCAUUUGGCCAUUUCUCUGGAGCAUCCUCGUGGCCAAAGUGUGUGUGUUCUUCAUUGUUUGUGUCCUGACUCUGAUUGUUGCCAGUCCUGACAGUCGCUUCAGUAAGGCUGGGCUCUUCUCCAUAUUUGCAACCCAAAGCAAUGACUUUGCUUUGGGUUACCCAAUAGUUGAAGCCCUCUACCAGAGUACGUACCCAGAAUACCUCCAGUACAUCUACCUGGUUGCACCUGUGUCCCUGAUGCUCCUCAAUCCCAUUGGCUUUGCCUUCUGUGAAUUCCAGAAGUGGAAGAAUCAGGGAAGCCACCAGCAGAGCAAAUUGAGGAUUGUGGGAUUUGUGCUUCUGCAGGUCCUGAAGAACCCCAUUGUUUUCAUGGUUGUCUUUGGCAUCAGCGCCCACUUUGUCCUGCACGGAACAAUUCCUGCUUUCAUGGCAGAGUUUGUUGAUGGCUUGGCCAACUCUUUUGGGGGAGCAGCUCUGUUCUAUUUGGGUCUUUCCAUGGUGGGACAGUUGAGGAAACUCACCAGAUCCACAGUCGUGACACUGAUUCUGCUCAUCACAGCUAAACUGCUGUUGAUGCCGCUCCUUUGUAAAGACAUGGUGGACCUGUUGGAUAACAACAACACCAGCUCUAUGAACCACUCCAGCCUCUCAGAUUAUGCUUUUCUUUACGGCGUGUUCCCCACUGCUCCCAGUGUGGCCAUCUAUGCCAUUUAUUAUAACACAGAACUGGAAGUGGUGACCUCAGGAAUGGUGAUCAGCACUUUUCUCUCAGCUCCUAUAAUGUAUGUUUCAGCCUGGUUGCUUACAAUCCACUGGAUGGAUCCGCAGCUUCUGAUGCGUUCACUGCAGACUGUCAGUUUUGAUAUAAGCAUCGUGAGCUUAGUUGCACUGCUGUGGACGAUUCCUGUCAUGUUUUUAAGUAAAAAAUUCAAGAGGCUACCUCACAUGCUUACAGUCAACCUUUUCUUGGCACAGUUGUCCAGUUGCAUCGGGAUGAUUCUGUGGAACUUUGUGGUGAAGGAGGACAACUUCAUCAGCCAGAUCUUUACUUUUGCUCUCCUGUCCACCUCCCUGUACAGUGCUUUCAUAUGGCCAGGAUUAAUAGCACUUUCCAUCGUGCUCAUGAAAAAAUAUGACGAUCUGAAUGGAUCACCAGGCCUGUUUGUCAUUGCAGGCUGGGGGAUUCCUUGUUUGGUAACUGCUGUUCUGCUCCUGACUGGGGAGAAAAUGCCAGAUACAAUUAAUCCAGCUUUCUUUUACGGCCGACUACAGAUAAUCUUCACCACUGUUGUAGUCGGCCUCGGCAUUCUGCUAGGAGGAGGCUCUCUGGUGUGUCUCAGUAGAGGAAGCUGGGCUCAGGAUGGUCAGGACCAAAAUGACACCUCAUCACUCGACGCCACGCGGAAUCAAGUCGAAGCAGCAAACCCGUCUCAGGUGGAGCCUGAAAACUCAUCCACAGACAGAGCGUGCCUCACAUGUGAGUGCUCUCGAGCCACGCCCAUGCCCGACAUGAUCAUCAGUACAAAUAUCAACCAGAUGCCAAACAUCCUCGCAGGCCAGUGUGAGAGUGGCUGUGAGUCAACAGACUGUCUUCUUGCUCAGAUGGAGGAGCUGCAGCCGCCUCCAGACAGACAAGUGGCCCGUCACGUGCUCCUGUGUCUGCUUCUGACUGUCUUCCUUCUGGCUAAUUUCUCCAGCUGCUUGUGGCUGAUCUGUAACCACACCCCUGGGAGACUCCACCUGGAGCUGCAGUUCUUCUCUGCUAUAGCCAUCUAUGGACAGGGAUUCAUUUCAUUUGCACUUUUUGGACUGGACAAGCAUUUUAUUUUGCUGCCUUUAAAGAGAUUGUACCAUCGAUGUUUUGGAAAGAAGAAAGAGGAGCAGCCGCAGACGGAUUUACCUGAUGACAUCAAGAUGACCUGCACCCAGUUCACCAAAUACCACAAGCAGCAGUGUUUUCACGACAUUGUUAAAAAGAGAAGGUGUGGAAUGAAGACAAUGGCGGACUGUUUUCUCGGUUGCGAACUCGUGGAUUGGCUUCAGCAGGUGGGCUUGGCGCAGGACCGCGGCGAGGCCCUGUUGUACGGGACCCGGCUGCAGCAGGGGGGAGUGCUUCUGCACAUCAAGCAGGAAUACAGCUUUGAAGACAGUCAACUUCAUUACUACUUCACAAUAUGAAACAUAAUGACCUAAGUUGGUGUUUGUCCCUAAUCAACUCAGCAUUUCUGUUUAAAAAUGCAUUUAAUGAUUUGCGGCACGAGCUUACUGGCUACAGUACAUGUCUCAAAUCAAAAACUCCGUUGUGCACGAGGAUCUUAAAGGGAAAUUUGUAAUGUCAGAAUUUGUAUUUGCUUUUCUGAAAUUUAAAGCUGCAGCUGUAGUUUUCAACUGUGAAUCAGUUGAUUUUCGUGCACAUACAGUAAAUGUGUGUUUAGCCAUACAACCACAGCUUUAUUAAGUGGUUAAAAUGAACACUGUCAUAAUAACAGUGGUCCAAUGGGGGGAAAGCAUGAAUCAGUAAAAGGGAUUAUUAGUCUCUCAUGAUUAAAAAACAAUAUUUCUAACAAGACUAAUGUUAAUUUAAAUGCUGUUUGCACGUGUGCUCAUGUUCAAAGUGUUAAGUCAUAAGUGGCUGAGCUGAUGCUGCAGGGAAAACAAACUCCUACAAAAACAGUCAUUUAAGGUCAUUUCUAUACAACUUUUCAUUGUUGUAGAACCAGAAUCCUUUACAUACCAAACAGUGUCAGCUUUAGUGGUUUGAGAUGGAGUCCCUGAUGAAAUCAGGAGGCUAAACUACGUAAUUUCAGAUUUACCUCAGAGCCUUGCUGCAAAACCACCCAUCUCUGGUUAAGCAUUAAAUAACAGAUCAAAUGAUGGGAAGGUGACGCCUGAUAUUAUAAAUGUUUUUGGAACAUGAAAAACCUUUAACCUCGACUGCCUAAAUCACUGGAAAAUUGUAUUCUCUUGAUCCUGUGAAUUAAUUUUUAUAAAAUCGAUGUCAGGAAAAAUGAAAGUUUUUAUUUUUACGCAUGUUUCUGUAAAUUAUGUUCAUACUUUUGCUCUCAGGAGUUAAACUUACACUGGGGGAAACAAGGCCAAGUCAGAAAACUUCUAUAGAACACAGCUGGACUAAAGUUAGCUCUGCUGAGCUUAUUAAUGUGAUUGUACUUAUAAGCUUAUUUACAGAUUUCAGCUUAGUUUAUCUUCUUUUUGAGAUAAAUCUGCUGUUCCAGGUCCAGAUUUGGGCGUUUGUUUAGACUUUUAGUGCCUUGAUCACUUCUUUAACAGCUGAUCGUACAUCUGACCUAAGAGCUGACAGCAGCUGUUAGUGUUUCUGUUCAGAUAACCAAAGAUUAAAAAAUAUGUGAACAAAACAUGUCAACCUUGUUCUAGAACAUAAAGUUGCUGCUAUGCUUUUUGCAAGUACAGUAAAAUAAUUUUUAAAAAGCUGAUAAAUUAUUGCAAAUAUGUCUGUAUCAUGUUUGGUCAAUGGUUGUACAGAAAAUAAAUAAAUCAACUUUA
Molecule: messenger RNA, 4076 nt
Organism: Nothobranchius furzeri (turquoise killifish)
Lineage: Eukaryota; Metazoa; Chordata; Actinopteri; Cyprinodontiformes; Nothobranchiidae
Gene: gpr155a
Product: G protein-coupled receptor 155a
Biological process (GO): intracellular signal transduction; transmembrane transport; negative regulation of BMP signaling pathway
Cellular component (GO): membrane
Source: RefSeq, a predicted model, not a curated record